This is a messenger RNA of Raphanus sativus (radish), 824 nucleotides long. RefSeq lists its product as uncharacterized. The record is from RefSeq and is a predicted model, not a curated record. Lineage: Eukaryota; Viridiplantae; Streptophyta; Magnoliopsida; Brassicales; Brassicaceae. The coding region runs from base 144 to 569 and encodes 141 amino acids. The transcript has 2 exons.
UUGUAUUGACGUUGAAAGUUAAAAAACUUGCAAAGUCUAAGCUCAAGGACUCAAGUGGACGUAAAGAAAAGUCGAGGGCCGAAACCAAAAACUUGUAGGAAUGUGAGGACUGUUUGGUAAAUAUUUCAAAGUUUUUCAGUCUUAUGCCUGUUUCUUGUUUCUCUCAGGUUUCACGCGCCGCCGCGAAAACAGAGUUUAGAAAGAAUAAAAAAUCCAAAACGCGGCGAAGGUUGAGAAAGGAGAGAGAGAUGCAAUCCCAAGGAGUUUGGAGCACACUAUGGAGAAAAUACGCAGAUUAUAAGUACAACAAGUUCGAGAGGUUCGCUGUCUGGGAGAUGAUCGAGCCUUACCGUCGACCCAAAACCUUCACAGCUUUGAUUACUAUCUACGUCGCCGCCUUUUACACCGGCGUCAUCGGCGCAGCGGUUACGGAGCAGCUUUACAAGGAGAAGUUUUGGGAAGAGCACCCAGGCAAAACGGUGCCUCUGAUGAAGCCAUUAUUCUAUCGAGGACCAUGGAGGGUUUAUCGUGGUGAAGCUAUUGCUUCCGAUGCUAGCAGCAGCCAGUGAAGGUAACGAUCCAGAGACUAUGGGCGAAGGAUAUAUCUCCCAUCAUUAGUUGGUUUAUGCUGGUUCGCUGGUAUAUAUACAAAACAACUUUGCGUUCAGUAGAAUGCGUGUGUGUCAAGAGUUGUUUAAAUGUCUUCUAGGUUUCUAUGGAUUAAAGCUGGCUGCUGUAUUUUUCUUGUAGACAAUAAGGUUAAGAACAUGAUUCUUGAAACUCAUGUAAUGGCAGUCUCUGUUAUAACAUCAAACGUUUUGUUA